Molecule: messenger RNA, 850 nt
Organism: Saccostrea cuccullata (small rock oyster)
Lineage: Eukaryota; Metazoa; Mollusca; Bivalvia; Ostreida; Ostreidae
Exons: 3
Coding region: 19-789 (256 amino acids)
Source: RefSeq, a predicted model, not a curated record
AUAAACGCCUGGUGUAAUAUGUGCAGAAAUUGGUUGAAUGUCUUGGUUGUUUUCCUUUUAACAACGUCUCAUGCCUUUAGUUUUUAUCGAAGAUACAUCGCCGAAUUCAAAUUUAAGGACAAGAAGUCAAAUAGCGAACUAAUAGGGGAGUAUAAAAAUAAAUCAUUUCCUGAAUGUUCUAGGAUGUGUCAAAGCGAUUGUGGAUUUUUUGGAUACAAUGAAGAAUUGAGUAAAUGUCGUACUCAUCGGAGAAUCUUCACGUCACAUAUAUUUGACGACAAGGGAUGGAGAUACUAUUCUGACAAUUUGGAAAACCUUGCACUUGGAAAGAAUAUCUCCUUUAGUUCGACCGCUCCAUUUUCUCCAUUCUCUUCUAUUGAUCCGAAGUGCGUUGUGGAUGGUGUUAUCGGUUUUAAUAAUUACCACGUAUUUCACUCUAACUACGAACUUCACCCAUGGUUGACGAUUGCUCUUGGAAAAAUUUCUAUUGUGAAUAACGUUGUUCUUUACAAUAGAAAUGACGGAUAUGGUCGUUGGCUGCACAGCGUUGAGAUAAGGGUCGGAGUGUCUUCUGUUUGGUCCGAGAUGGAAACCUGUGGCACGUUCGACGGACCAAGUCAGACAGGACUAAUCCACACAAUACAGUGUGAGAAAGAGCCAGCCUUGUACGGAUCUUACGUCACAGUUAGGAUAGUCCGUCCUAAUUACAUAACAGAUGACGUGAAUGCACAUGAUGGCAAAAAUGCCUUGGUUUUGAGAGAAGUUGUGGUAAAUGGAUAUAAUGUUUAAGGAUGUACAACACACAUACACCAAAAAAUUCCUGUCGUUUAAUUUUCGUUAUUUUUGAAUA